Messenger RNA from Closterium sp. NIES-65, 621 nucleotides. NCBI's taxonomy places the organism in Eukaryota, Viridiplantae, Streptophyta, Zygnematophyceae, Desmidiales, Closteriaceae. The record is from the annotation of a GenBank genome assembly.
AUGGGCACCUAUCUCUAUGGGCGCCUAUCUCUAUGGGCGCCUAUCUCUAUGGGCACCUACCUCUAUGGGCGCCUAUCUCUAGAGGCGCCUAUCUAUAGGGGCGCCUAUCUCUCGGGGCCCCUAUCUCUAGGGGCGACUAUCUCUAGGGGCACCAAUCUCUAUGGGCGCCUAUCUCUAGGGGCGCCUAUCUCUAUGGGCGGGCGCCUGUCUCUAGGGGCGCCUAUCUCUAUGGGCGCCUAUCUCUAUGGGCGCCUAUCUCUAGGGGCGCCUAUCUCUAGGGGCGCCUAUCUCUAUGGGCGCCUGUCUCUAGGGGCGCCUAUCUCUAUGGGCGCCUAUCUCUAUGGGCGCCUAUCUCUAGGGGCGCCUGGGCGCCAAUCUCUAGAGGCGCCUAUCUCUAUGAGCGCCCCUCUUUACGGGCGCCUAUCUCUAGGGGCACCUAUCUCUAGGGGUGCCUAUCUCCAGGGGCGCCUAUCUCUAGGGGCGCCAUUUCUAUGGGCUCCUAUCCCUAAGGGCGCCUAUCUCUAUGGGCGCCUAUCUCUAGGGGCGCCUAUCUCUAGGGGCGCCUAUCUCUAUGGGCGCCUACCUCUAUGGGCGCCUAUCUCUAGAGGCGCCUAUCUAUAG